AUGGCCCAACUUAUCACCAAUAUCGUACAGAAUGUCGGAGGCGGCAUUGGCCUCGUGUCAGAAGCCUACAAAGCCCGCAAGGCGAACAAGAAACAAUCAAAAGUGGAGAACGAUGCACAACUUGAGUCCUUGCCAGACCAGGGAAUAUCGACCCACAACCUUGAAGAAGAGGCAUGGGAGCUCGAUGAAGCCCAAGACGAUCUCAUCGGCGAACCCGGAACUCAACAACCAGAUGAACCAACAGACCCAAGCACUCUUGCCGACGCAUUUAUCUCACGAUUACCACCAUCCUCACUCACCGCUGGACCAUCUCUCUCAAACGAAAAGCUCCCCUUUCCAAUCAUCAUCCCCCAACGCCGACCUAAAGACCGCAGCCGCGGUAUAGUAAGAGCCUACCCACCUAUCCUCUCCUCCCGCAAUAUCUCUCAAACCACCUUCCUCGACUUCCUCGAAACCUUCAACAAGUCCACUCAAGCAUCAAAAUGGAUAGCAGCCCUAAACCUCGCAUCCAUAGGAACAAUCUGGUUACCCACUGUAACUUCCAUCCUCGUAUCCAUGGCCAUCACCGCAGCCACGACAGCAGCAAUGGAAGUCCAAGGCCGCUACAAAACAAACAGAUUCUUGGAUAACAUCAACAAGGAGUUUUAUAUGCCUAAAGGAUUGUUUUGUUUGGUCUUGACUUGGAAUCCUGAUAUUGGUGAUGCAAAGACUACUGUCAGUUUUGAAGAUAUGGCGGCAAAAGUUAUGAACGAACAGAACGGACAUUUGACAUCUCUCCACAAGUCCAACGGCAAGACUUAUGGAGAGUUUCAAUGGCCUGAGAUUACGCCGUUGGUAUAUCCCGGUCUUGAUGCUCUAGCCACGACUUCAGGCGAGGUAGCACAAACCAAAAAGGCUUCUUUGCAAAAGAAGAGGCGGUUUGUGGAAGAUUACAUGGACAGAAGAGCGCAAGCCAAGUUUGCCAUGGAGAGUCCGAGUAGCGCUCUAGCUGCAGGCCCAAAGCCAGAGUUUUCUUCUCGCUUUGCGGACCCGAGUCAUCCAGCUAACAGCGGUUCUCUAAUUGCUUUGCUCUCGGGCGGAGCGAUUCAGAUGCCUGAGCGUAGUAACGUAUCGAGUGGUCGUGGCGGACUUGGAGGUAGUCGCACAAACAUGAGUGCUGCACGUUUUGACUGGAGUCACAGUGGCAUGACUACGCGAGGUUUGGGCGGUCGAGGUGCGCUUGGAAGAGACUUCGGUGGGUCUACUGAGACUGCGCAAGCCAGAGAUGAGCCCUCGGAGGCCAUUAGGGGAAUGCAGCGCGGGUUGGGAGCAGUUCGCGGCGGACGAGGCGGCAGCAGUGCAGGUCCGCUGGGAAUGAUGCAGAAGGUCAUGAAGAAGGAUGUUUUGUACCUCCUCAUUGUCGACAUGCCUUCGGACACUGAAUUGGCUGCAGCACAAGGGACUGCAUCGGAGCUGUUGGCUAGCCAGACCAGGACUUGA
Aureobasidium vineae is the source of this 1479-nucleotide messenger RNA. The record is from the annotation of a GenBank genome assembly. NCBI's taxonomy places the organism in Eukaryota, Fungi, Ascomycota, Dothideomycetes, Dothideales, Saccotheciaceae.